AUGUUGGCAUUGGCUCUCCUUGCCUUACUCUGUGUGUCAGCUGAGUCCGGUAAUCUUGUCCAGCCACGGGCAUCCUCCUACAAUGGAGAGUAUGGAGGAGGGGGAGGAGAGCGCUUCUCUCACUCAGGCAACCAGCUAGAUGGCCCCAUCACUGCCAUCCGAAUCCGGGUCAACAGAUACUACAUUGUGGGACUUCAGGUACGAUAUGGCAAAGAAUGGAGCAACUAUGUUGGGGGUUCCCAGGGUGACCUGGAGGAGAUUUUUCUGUACCCCGGGGAGUCAAUCAUCCAAGUAUCUGGCAAAUAUAAAUACUACCUUCGGAAGUUGGUCUUUGUGACAGACAAAGGCCGAUACUUGCCUUUUGGCAAAGACACAGGCACCAGCUUCAAUGCUGCCCCACUGUACCCCAACACCGUUCUUCGAUUCAUCAGUGGCCGCUCUGGCUCCCUCAUCAAUGCUAUUGGCCUUCACUGGGAUGUUUACCCCAGUGAAUGCAGCAGCUGCUAA
This is a messenger RNA of Gracilinanus agilis (Agile Gracile Mouse Opossum), 507 nucleotides long. It is a transcript of the gene ZG16, whose product is annotated as zymogen granule protein 16. The transcript has 4 exons. The record is from RefSeq and is a predicted model, not a curated record. NCBI's taxonomy places the organism in Eukaryota, Metazoa, Chordata, Mammalia, Didelphimorphia, Didelphidae. Bases 1 to 507 code for a protein of 168 amino acids.